Molecule: messenger RNA, 3533 nt
Organism: Ruditapes philippinarum (Manila clam)
Lineage: Eukaryota; Metazoa; Mollusca; Bivalvia; Venerida; Veneridae
Product: E3 ubiquitin-protein ligase TRIM33-like
Exons: 2
Coding region: 44-1159 (371 amino acids)
Molecular function (GO): zinc ion binding
Source: RefSeq, a predicted model, not a curated record
UACAGUGUGUGAUAAAUCGUUUGUAGGAAACAAACGAGAAUAAAUGGACGACAUAGAGACGUCCGAAUGUUCGGUUGACGAUUAUCACGAGCUGACUGCCUCCGACGAAUACCAUGAAUUUCAAUGUUCAACGUGCCAGAGAGAAGGGAAAAACAUGAAAGCAGAGGCGUAUUGUGUAGAAUGUGAUAGUUUUCUUUGCCAGACAUGUUUGAAACAACACACUAAAUUUGACAGUAUGAAGAGUCAUCAAAUCUUGAAGACAUCUGAAAAUCUGCAGUGUUCUGAUAAAAGGAUGAAUAGCACUUUGGAUUUACCUUCGCAAAGGUGCGAGGUGCAUCAUGGGAAACUUGUUGAUAUCUUCUGUCAGGACCAUAAUGAAGUUUGCUGUGGCGCAUGUGCAAUCAUUAAUCAUAGUUCUUGCUUACACAAGUUGUAUAUACCUAAAGUAGCUAAAGAUGCAGACGUGAUGAAAGAAGCAAAAGAUGCCGUAAUAGAGAUAGAAAAGGUGAAUCAUCAGGCGAAACAUAUGUGUAGUGAAAGACGUCAUCUUUUUGCAAAUUUGAAAGCACAGAAAAGUAAUCUUUCCAGCCAAAUAACAAAAAGUACCAACAAAAUAAUCAACCAUUUCAAAACAUUAGAAUCGAAUCUCUUAUCUGAGCUUGAAGAUAAGGUAACUACAAUUGAAGAAGAUGUACAAUUAGAUAUAAACGACACGGAUAAAGUAAUUUCCACCCUACAACAUGAAAAUCGUCUUUUAUCUAAACAUAUAGCUGAAGACAACAUUUCUACACUGUUCGUGCAACUAAAACUUGCGGAGAGAAAUCGACAGAAAUGUGUUAACACUUUAAAACACAUGAGAGCAUCCUCGGAGAAAGUUAUUGAAUUAUCAAUGAAUCAUCGAGCCGCUGAUGUUGCUGAUACCAUCAAAUCCCUGGGUAGCAUUGUUGAAAAUAAAACAAUAAAGACUGUCGGUCUCAAUGGUGAUUUUGAUGUGAGAGGUCGAAAUGAAAAAUCGGUAUGCGAUAUUACAGAUAUCAUUCAACAUCAUGAUGGCACAAUCUAUAUCACUGAUUUUGAGAACAGAAGUCUUAAAGCGCUGGAUAGUCAAUACAGGGUCACCAACUGUCUGUGCCUGCCUGGUCAACCAAAUGCCAUGUGAUUUGUAGGUGGUUCUAGUGUAGCUAUAGCGCUCACUGAUGUCAAGUUCGUUCAGUUUGCAGGCCUUACCGGGAAAAUGGCAUUGUCGUCGUCAUUCAGCGUACGAGAUAAUUGCCGUGGAAUUGCUCAUGUAAGCGGCAAUAUUUACGUUACCUGUGGUGGAAAACAUAAAAACGGCGAGGGGAAAGGUGUACUUUGUGUUUACACUUUAUCAGGAAAAAUGCUUAGGCUUCACGAUAUAGACUUGUCAUUACCCAAACAUAUACAGAAACACGGAGACUUUUUAUACAUUGCCGAUACAUACAAAUGUUUGGUGAUUAUGACACAUGACGGAAGGGUGCGACAAAGACGUAUUUUCAAAGACAUAGAUAACUUAAAAGGAAUUUGUUCAGGUCCAGGAAAGCAACUAUUUCUGUGUGGUUAUAAUUCUAACACCGUCAUCUUGCUAUCAGAGAACAUAUAUCAAAUAUGUACCAUUGAUGUUGAUGGCAUAACGAUACCACAAGCGUUGUGCUUUGACCAUCAAAAGUCACGAUUAAUUGUUACUUUGGAUUCUUCAGAUACCAUAAAGGUUUUAGACUUGGCAUUUGAUUGAUCUUAUCACGGUUCGUUUCUAGCAGAUCAAUAUGAUCUUCCGUAUGAUAUAUAUAAACUAAACACUUUUGCAAUUCAUUUGUCUCAUACAAUACGCAUGAUUGACAGGCAGCUCAAUAAAUGAUAACUUUCAAGGUCAAUUCUUAAGAUGUGCAUGGAUUGUUUUAUCCUACAUAAUAUGUUGAUAUGUUCGCCAAUAAAGAUCAUUAACUCUUAAAUUACAUUGUUACUAGGGUCUUUCACAGAGAAUUGUUCAUAAUCUAGUGGUUAACAAUGUUAAUUCAAACCCUGCCUGGGACUAUUAUUUCUUUCGUAUGAGAAUGCCAUCAAUCUAGCAUAUCGAUGGUCAGUGCUGCUUCUAGUCAAAUUUUCGCUUGUACAUGAAAAUAUUUACUGAGUGGCUCUAUCUGAGAUCUUCCUGCACCAUUUAGGCUAGAAGGUGGCUAUAUGACCUUUACAAAUGUUCUUGUGUCUAAAUAGUAAAUAAAUUAUUCAAUUGUUAUUACAUUGAUACAUUGAUACAUUGAUAGCAAAAACAAUAGAUAAAAUUAAAGAACGACUAGAUUUGAUUUGAUUUUUUCAAGUUUAACGCACACAACAAUACGAUGAGAUCACAUUAAAAUGAAUACAAGAGCGAUCAGUGACCACAUGUGUCGCCACAUGAUGGCCAAUUUUAUGUUGCAGCUUCAGUGUAGUGGAAGACACAAAAAUGAUUAACAGGGCAAAACAUGUUAUAUAUUCAAGGGCGAUAACUCAGUAAAAAAUCAUUCAACUGGAAAACUUGUGUAAUAUAUGCGCAUAUACUUGAGCUACUGAUCAAUCCUGAAAAGUUUCAUUGAAAUUGCAUUAGUGGUAUAAGAGAAGUAGUCCGGACAAACUUUAAAAAUGAAAAUUAUUAAAGGGCCAUAACUCUUACAAAAAUCAUUGAACCGGAAAAUGCUGACAAUAUGCACAACUAGACUUGGUACUGAUCAUUCCUGUAAAGUUUGGAUGAAAUUGUACCAGUAGUUUAUGAGGAGUAGUCCGGACAAGUUUUGUGACGGACAGACAGACGGACAGACAGACGGACAGACAGACGACGGAGAAGUGAUCGGAGUAGUGGCGACAUAAAUUCCUGUAAAGUUAGGAUGAAAAUGCCCCAGUAGUUUAUGAGGAGUAAUCCGGACAAGCUUUUGUGUAUCUGGCAACACACAGAAAAAACACAUUUUUAUCAAAGGGCCAUAACUCGGCCAAAAAUCAUUCAACCGGAAAACCUGCACAAUAUGCGCAAGGACUUGAGCUACAUAUCAAUCCUGUAAAGUUUCAUUGAAAUUGCAUUAGUGGUAUAAGAGAAGUGGUCCGGACAAACUUUAAAAAUAAAAAAUAUUAAAGGGCCAUAACUCUGACAAAAAUCAUUGAACCGGAAAAUGCUGACAAUAUGCACAACUAGACUUGGUACUGAUCAUUCCUUUAAAGUUUGGAUGAAAUUGCACCAAUAUUUUAUGAGGAGUAGUCCGGACAAGUUUUGUGACGGACGGACAGACAGACGGACAGACAGACAGACGACGGAGAAGUGAUCCCUAUAUGUCGCAACUACUCCGUAGAGGCGACACAAACAUACGACAAUUUCAGUUGUAUGAUUUCAGCUUAUCAAGCCCAAGCUUCCGAAAGCGGUCAUAAAACAUUAAAUACAAUUUGAUAAGGAGUAGAAGCAAACACAAACUGUAUAAUGAAUAUACCUCUACUUGUGCUGGACGACAAAUUUACAUCAUGUAUAAACAAUAAUAAAUACAAUAACUAUA